AUGAUGCGCAUAUUUGCAUUGGCUUUGGAUGUCCCCGGGACGUUUUUUGACUCGAAAAUCCGAAAUCCGGGAAUCACAUCGAGGAUGAUGCACUAUCCACCCCAGCCCGUGGGGGAGAGGCGCGAAGGACUCGGGGCUCAUACAGACUUCGAGUGCUUUACUAUUCUUUCCCAGGGCAAAGCACCUGGACUGCAGGUUCUUAAUUACGGCGGCGAGUGGGUCCUGGCACCCCCUAUCCCGGGUACAUUAGUUGUGAACAUUGCAGAUUUUACAUAUUCACAGGACAAACAAAAACUUCAAGUCUACGAUCCAUCGAGUAGCCAAUCUAUCGGGCGAGGAGCGAUAUUCAAUCCCAUUCUUUUUGGAAUUGACUACUAUGCCACCGUGUCUGUCCUGGAAAAUCACACAUCGAAAGACAACCCACCAUGCAGAGCCCCUUUCAAAGCUGGCGAGGAUCCUACUGACUCUCUGCAGUGGAUACGCGAGAAGAUAUCCAAGGCUUAUGUUGGGUAUGAAGGGUAG
Messenger RNA from Penicillium argentinense, 522 nucleotides. RefSeq lists its product as uncharacterized. The transcript is spliced from 4 exons. NCBI's taxonomy places the organism in Eukaryota, Fungi, Ascomycota, Eurotiomycetes, Eurotiales, Aspergillaceae. The coding region runs from base 1 to 522 and encodes 173 amino acids. The record is from RefSeq and is a predicted model, not a curated record.